AUGUCAAAGCCAACUCUGAUUUUCGCGGCGGGCGCGUGGUACCCGCCCACCGUUUUCGACCCAAUCAUCAGACAACUCGCCGACUAUAGCUGCCACACCGUCGCAUUUCCCUCCAUCCAGCAAGCCAGCUCAGUCGUGGACCUUCAACCAGAUAUCAAUGCCGUGAGAUCCAUCACUCAAGAAGAGGCAGAUGCUGGUCAUGACAUAGUCAUCAUCGCGCACAGUUGGGCCGGGUUACCAGUGAGCAGCGCGUUGGAUGGACUGAGCAAAUCAGAGCGCGAAGCAGCCGACCAAAAGGGCGGUGUUGUGAAACUCAUUUUCAUCGCUGCUUUCCUUCCUGGUAUUGGCGAGAGUUUGAUCGGCGCGUUUGGUGGGAUGCCCCCGCCGUGGUAUGUGCGCGAUGAGGAGAAUGGAACUGUGACUGCCAGUGAUCCGCUGGUCUUAUUUUUCCAUGACGUUGUCGAUGGUGCGGAGUGGGUUAAGCUUCUUAAGCCACAUUCUUGGGCGACUCAGAAUGCCCCCGCUACUGGUACAGCGUACAUGAACAUUCCAUCUGCAUAUCUUUUGACCGAGGAGGAUCGUGCGACUCCGUUGCCGGUUCAGCAUGUGCUGGUGGAGCGGGCACGACGGAGGGGGGCACAGAUUGAAACUGAGAAAAUCAAAACAGGACACACACCCUGGUUGGCUAUACCAGAUCAAGUGGUAGACUAUAUCAAAAAGCAUGCUAUUGAAUGA
Molecule: messenger RNA, 735 nt
Organism: Penicillium coprophilum
Lineage: Eukaryota; Fungi; Ascomycota; Eurotiomycetes; Eurotiales; Aspergillaceae
Exons: 2
Coding region: 1-735 (244 amino acids)
Source: RefSeq, a predicted model, not a curated record